Messenger RNA from Xylona heveae TC161, 557 nucleotides. RefSeq lists its product as hypothetical. Lineage: Eukaryota; Fungi; Ascomycota; Xylonomycetes; Xylonales; Xylonaceae. The transcript has a single exon. The coding region runs from base 103 to 486 and encodes 127 amino acids. The record is from RefSeq and is a predicted model, not a curated record.
AAGGGAAAACAAAAUUACUUUGUCGAAAUGAUAUAUUUCUCGCAAGACCUUGUCCGGCCAAAUUAAUGCAGGGCGGAUAUUGGAACAGGGAAAAGAAGUGUGAUGGAAAGGGGAAGAGGAGAGCAAAAAGGAACGACUACGCAAGAAGACGCAAGCGCCUUGUUCUUCGUCCAGUUAUUUCCAUGGUCGUCAGCUUCUCCAGCCACAGGGUAUGACGCAGUUGCACAUCCGGGGGGUUGCACUAUACGACCACCAGGGGGGAGGGGUGGAGUUGAUUCCCCUCCAAGGAAACUUGAGAAGUCUAAUUCUUCUCCGAACCCGCCACACGGCAGUCCCGGACGGGGCCCACGAUCAUUGCCGGUUGUUGAUCAGCCCUUCUUCUUUUGCUUGAGGAGCUUCGGCUGCGCUGGAUGUGCGCGCCAGGGAGAGAAACGAGGAUUAAAGCAGGUUUUGCCAUCCGAGUUUGGGCUCAACUCUGCUAACUAAACGGCGCCACCACACGGACCCCACCCGCCCAAAGAGGCUGGUCCGCUAAAGAGGGACAAGGGGAAUUCCCC